AUGCGCUUGUGUCUCAUCUUCCUGCUAUUUUUCCUAAUAUGCGUGGUAGCUUUUGAACCAAGGAAGAGUGCGGACGGAAGAAGGCCUGAAAAAAGCGAUAAAGCGGCCGCUAUCAAGGAAAAGAAGGCUAAAAAAGGCGAGACCGAGGUGACUACAGUGAGUUUUCGAAUUUCCCAAUGGAGUUCAGAUAAAAAACUUUAGGGAGAAGAUGAAAACAAUGAGGACUAUGAUUACGAAAGCAAGCCGGAAAAAGUGAAGAAGGAGAAGAAAAACCAAAAGGUAGACAUUAUCUGGUUUUGGGAUGAGUCAUUGAUUUUUCAAUACAUAUUUCAAAAGCCUUGAUGCCAUCGGAAAUAACAGUUUAGUUUGUUUUUAUGAUAAUAAUCAUCUUUUCAAACUCUGCUUUACUUUUUGCAGAACGUCAAUCGUAUCAAAUCUAAAAAAAAAGAUCAAAACAAUUAGUGCAACGACGCGCUCAAUUAAACCUUUAUCAUCGUCAAUUAAAAAUUAGUGACGAAAGCGUUUUAAUUGUCAGAGUACAAGUUUUCAGAAUCAAACGUGCAAAAAGAUCAACUGAACCAAAUGAAAAACAAUUUCAUUCAAAAAAAUAAUUGUAAUGCAAUUUUACAGAAGAAGCAAAAGCCUACCGACGAGGAAGAAGUGUUUCGGGAUGAAGACGACGGAGACGAUGACGAUACCACUGCUUAUGAGGUUUCUUCUAAAAUAUUAAUUUUUGAAAAAAACUUCAAUUUUUUUAGGCGUGUUCUGGUGGCCGCCAGGAGCUCUGCCAUUGCGACCUGAAUGAGUUGAAUUGUGGAAGCGUUAGUCAUCUUUUUUUAUGCUUAAUAAACUACAAAAAAAUUCAGAUCGUGAUGGACAGUGAUGAUCCGCACCUGAGAACGACCAACCUCAAAAAUUAUGAAAGAAGAUUUUGUAGUUUACACGGCCAACUUUUCGUCCAACUCCAUUGUCCACUUGCAUGAGGUUCAGACAUAGCAAUACUGCUUCAAAUAGAGAGUUUCAGGGAUUAAUCGUCCCGGCCAUCGAAAAAUCGGUCUCUAUCUUGGAUUUCUCCUACAACAAAAUCCAGUUCAUCGAUGUCCAGACUUUCGGAAAGUUCAAGAACUUGACAAAACUCAAUCUCAGCAGCAACAAGAUCUCUUCUUUGAAACCGUGAGGAAAAUCCAGCACUCUCUGAUUAGAAAAGUUUUUUCAGAAGCCAUUUCGCUAAUCUUGGUGACACUCUCCACAAGCUGGAUCUUAGCAACAAUGCUAUUACCAAGAUUUCUGAUGGCCUUUUCGAUGAGCUCAAGAAUUUGAAAAAGCUGAUUCUUGAUGGAAAUAAGAUCAUCAAAUGGAGGUCCGUUUUUUUUUCAACUCUCCUAUGUAGGAAUCGUAUAAAAAGCAAAAAUUUGAUGUGAGCGUGACAAAAAUUUUUUUUUGUUUUUGUAUUUUUAGUGCAAACAUACUACAAACUUCUGACGAACUUCAAAAAAAAAAAAAUUUCAGGAAAACUAUGUUCCGUGGACUGAAAAACUUGAAAGAGUUGAGCUUGGAUAACUGCAACAUCGAAGAGCUGCCGGCUGACAUUUUCGAUGAAUUGCCGUAAGUGUCAGGUUUUUCGAAAGUUUCCAUUAAAAUCGAAAUUACAGAGCAUUGACGGAAAUUUCCCUCCGGAACAAUCCGUUGACAGUUUUGCCGACAGCCGUCCUCAAUCUGGAACUACUUGAAGACCUCGAUAUCAGGUACGUUUUGAAGCAUUUUUCCUAUGAUUCUGAGUAUUUCAGUGAAACGAAGAUUGCUGAACUUCAUGAGUACGCCUUUGGAGAAGAUCUGGUGAAGCUGGAAGAGCUGUACAUGCAGAACAUGCCCGACUUGUACACUGUCAGAAGCCAUGCGUUCUGCGGAUUAUCCAGCUUAAAGGUGAGCUAGAAGACAAAGUCAUUAAAGAGAUUUUAGUUAGAUUGAACAGAAGAAAAAACUACCAGAACGCCGAUUUUGUAUAUUUUGUAGUUUUAGAGGUCCACUACAAAUAUUGUACUUUUUAUUCAAUUUGUAGCUGAGUUUAUAAUCUUUCAGCUUCUCGAUAUCUCCAAUAGCAGCGAGCUUUAUGAGUUUGACAUAAACGCUUUUGGAUCGCUGGGAGCAGAUCCGGGCAAAAAGGUUCUUCUGUGAUCGCACAAAAAUUAAAAAAAAUUUAUACAUUCAGGUCACCGAAUUGAAAACUUUGAAACUUCACAACUGCAACAUCUCGACUUUGAAUGAAGAAUUGAUUGACUGGGAGAAGGUUGAAAAAAACUUAUUGCUUUUGAUCAUUUCCGGAGUUUCAGCUGGAAAUUUUCACGAUUGGAGGAAACCCGAUUGAUUGCACCUGCGAGACGGCCUUCUUGAUGGAUUCGCCAAAGUUCACGUUCAAAAAUGAUGCUUCGUUCCCAAGGUAUUCUGAAUGAUUUUCUGAAUGGCCAAAAUCCUUCUCCAAAGAGAUUGAAGUUGAAUUUAAAGUAAACUAUUGCGUCCUUAAAUUCCUUCGAAGUUAAAGGGAAUAUAUGAAUUUGAAUUUCAGAUGCGCUUCACCCAAGGAACUGGAAGGAAAAAACGUCGCUACGCUGAAGCCUUACGAGGCAUGUGCUGCAAAGAAAACCGAAGGAAAGCAAAAGAGAAUGACGACGGUUAGAGAGAAAUCAAUAUUUGCCUAGUUGAUCAGAACAUUUUCAGGUGUUCAUGAUGUCAAUGAUCAUGGUGUUUGCGUGUGUGGGCGCUUACUUUGCUUACUCAACCGGACGCUGCUCGAGAAUCGUUACCAAGGUUGGGGAAAGUGGGGAAAAAGAAUAGAUUUCGAAAAACAAGCUCACAAAAACUUUUUUCUCUGAAUCGAUUUGGAAGAUUUAUUUUUUUAAAUUCAAAACUUAUUUUUCAUCAUGAUAUAGCUGAUUCACGGCUGGCUUGAGCCAUCGAAAAAAAUGGUCCUGUCACGAUAAUGCACGAGAUAGCGCCUGGUUCAUGGAGAGCGCAGACAGGACACGCCCCAAGCUGGCCUUGAAUCAGCUAUAAGAUAAAAAAAUGAAAAAUUUCUGAGGCUUGAACAUUUCUUUGGUUACAUAUAAGAAUCAUGGUUAAAUCAUGUUCUUUUUUAAUUAUUGAAUUUUCAGCUCAGAGUCCAAGUUCCCCAGAUGUCCUACUCCAACCUCAACAAUCGCCAGGAAGACACGGUAAUUUUAUAUCUGAGAAUCUUUCUCCAAGCAACAAUUUUCAGCUCAACUUGGACAACGAUUUCGAGCCUCGUCCAGCUGAAGUUUAG
Messenger RNA from Caenorhabditis auriculariae, 3298 nucleotides. The record is from the annotation of a GenBank genome assembly. NCBI's taxonomy places the organism in Eukaryota, Metazoa, Nematoda, Chromadorea, Rhabditida, Rhabditidae.